This is a messenger RNA of Cottoperca gobio, 1452 nucleotides long. RefSeq names its product solute carrier family 2 member 1c (gene slc2a1c). Gene Ontology annotation, biological process: dehydroascorbic acid transport. Gene Ontology annotation, molecular function: D-glucose transmembrane transporter activity. Lineage: Eukaryota; Metazoa; Chordata; Actinopteri; Perciformes; Bovichtidae. The transcript has 10 exons. The record is from RefSeq and is a predicted model, not a curated record. Gene Ontology annotation, cellular component: plasma membrane. The coding region runs from base 1 to 1452 and encodes 483 amino acids.
AUGGCGUCGCAGGAGAGCCAUCUGACAGCCACACUCCUGACCUCCAUCCUGGCGGCGGUGCUCGGCUCCCUGCAGAUCGGUUAUCACACGGGCAACGUCAACGCUCCAGCCAAGAUCAUCGAGCAGUUUUUCAACCACACGUGGAGAGCCAGGCACAACCAGUCGAUGCCAGAUCACAGCCUGACGCUGCUGUGGUCGCUCUCCGUCAGCAUUAAAGACUUUGGAGCCUUGCUGGGCUCGCUGGGAGUCAAAUACCUGGCAGAUUCUUACGGAAGACGUAACUCCAUCCUCAUCGUGAACUGUGUCUCUGUGGUGGGAGCGUGUCUCAUGUCCGCCUCCAAAGCCUGCAAGUCCUUUGAGGUUCUCAUCCUGGGACGCCUGGUGUUCGGUCUCUUCUGCGGCCUGGUGAUGAGUCUGAAUCCGCUCUACAUCCAGGAAGUGUCCCCGACAAACCUGAGAGGGGCCUUCGCUACGCUCAACCAGGUCUCCUUCGCCUCAGGCAUCCUGGUGGGAAUGGUGGCUGGUCUGGAGACAGUGUUGGGUACAGAGCAUUACUGGGCCAUGAUGCUGUCCCUGUCAAUCAUCCCGGCCCUGACGCAGUACCUGGUCCUGCCUUUCUGCCCCGAGAGCCCCCGCUACCUGCUCAUCAACCGCGGAGAGGAGAGUAAAGCUGAGGCUGCCCUGCUGAGGCUGAGAGGCCACUCAGACAAAGUGUUCGCUGAGCUGGAGGAGAUGAAGGAAGAGGCCGCACACACGCAGAGCGGCGUCACCAUCCACGAGUUCUUCAUGAAGCGCAGAUACAAGCAGCCCAUCAUCAUCGUCCUCAUCAUCAACCUGGGCAGCCAGCUGUCCGGAUUCAAUGCGAUCAUCAAUUAUUCCACCAGAAUGUUCCAGACCAAGUUUGAUCAGGCCAAAUACCUGACGCUGGGCGUGGGGGCCGUCAAUGUGACCUUCACUUUGGUGGCAUUCUUCCUGAUGGAAAGGGCAGGACGGAGGAGACUGCUGCUGACUGGUUUCAUCUCCAUCGCACUGUGCAACCUUCUCAUGACCAUCGUGGAUUCUGUCGUGCACCUGGUCCCAGAGCUGCGCAGCCUGCAGGUGCUGCUGGUCUUCUGCCUGAUCUCAGCCUACGAGCUGGGCCCCGGCCCCAUCUCAUGGUUCAUCGCAGCCGAGCUGUUCGACCAGCCCAGCAGACCCACCGCUAUGGCCUUCACCAGCAUGCUCAACUGGGGGGGGAAGUUUGUUCUGGCACUCCUCUUUCCUCCCUUACUGAAACUCUGCGGUGCGUACAUCUACCUGCUCUUCAUGACGGUGGCGUUGGUGGCGUUCACCUUCACCUGGAUUCGCCUCCCGGAGACAAAAGGACGCACGUUCGAUGAUAUAGCAGAAGAGUUCAGAGGAGCCGAGGGCAUCCCUCUGCACAACAAGGCUGGAUUCAACACUUUCCCCUGA